Caenorhabditis angaria is the source of this 2687-nucleotide messenger RNA. The record is from the annotation of a GenBank genome assembly. Lineage: Eukaryota; Metazoa; Nematoda; Chromadorea; Rhabditida; Rhabditidae.
AUGGGAUCGUGUUUUUCACGAAAAGAAGCCCAAAGAACACAACAACUAGACUCUAGUAUUUCACUAAAAGAAACACAACUAGACUCUAGUUUAUCAAUAGAACUCGAAUAUAAUGGAGGAAUCGGCUGGUUUGAUUUACCGUAUGAGAUGAGGGAUAUGAUAAUUGGUUUUAUGGAUUUGGAAGGAAAAGCUAGAUUGGCUAAAUGUUCAAUUAAUUGUUAUGAAGAAGUUGCGCUAAGUCGAAAUUAUAUUGAAGAAAUUCUAUAUAGUGGUUCAUUCGAAAGAACUCGGAUUACCAUUGAAGUGAAUAGAAAAAAUGAAAAAUGGUAUUUCGAAAUACAGAAAUCAGAUUCUGGAAAUUGUGAACUUCAUUGGAAUUCUUACCCAUAUGAUCUCAUUUCGAAAACAAUAUUCAGAAAUCAAGAUAUAGCAGAAAUCGCUUUGAAAUUGUUCAAUAAUAUUUUGAAGAAAAACUCGAAAAGUUUGAAAAGUAUUACAGUUCUAAGUGUAAGUUGAUCAAAAAUCAGUGCAAGUUAAAUAUUCAAAUUAUUUUUGUAGGGUGAUUUUCCAUUUAAUCGAACGAAUAUCAAUAAUUUGAGAAAUGGAAAUUUGGAAGAUUUGGUACUUUUCGAAAAUAAACAUGGAAUUGAUCCGAUUUCAAGUGGAUUUGUUGAUCUCGAUCUGAUUUCACUGUUUCAAAAGCGAGUUGUUCUUCCGAAUAUUCAACUUUGUGAUUUAUUCAAAAUUAAAUCAGAAAAUCGAGUUUUAUGUGAACCAAAAUAUUCUUUGACUGAAUUCGACGAUUUUUUGAGAAGAUUUUUCAUUGAAGAAGAACACGAUGAAAGUCUAAAAUGUAUAGAAUUUCAUUCAUUGGGAAUCGAUAUUUCAUCAAAUGAUUUGACUCGACUUAUCGAAAAAUAUACAGGAACUGGUGUGGAAUUUGAGGUAGAAUUACGCCCAUCGAAAUAUGUUCAAUUUUCGCGAUUAUCAAAAAAGUGGAGAAAUCGGAAGAAUUGUAUACUUAUACAAAGUGAUAGAUAUUUAUUCUUCAAAACUGUAAAAACAACUUGAAUAUUUUAUGUGUUUUUCAAUGAAAGUAUUGUUUUUUAAUCAUUUUUCGCAAAAAAAUCAAUAUCGUCCACGAGAAGUACACUAAAUGAAUUAUUUUAUGAGCAUUGCCCACUUUCAAAAAAAAGCAGCGCCUAUACAUUAUUUUGAGAGAGAGUGCAGAGAAACAUAGGGGUCCUUGUUUUUUCCUAAUAUGAGCAAUCAUCUUCUCCCCAAAAAAAAACUCACUUAUAAUAAUCCAACACUUUAUUUUCAGUUUUGUCAUAAACUUCGAGACGUCUUCUGGCUACUUCAAGUUGAUCAACACUUCUCUUGAAUAAUGGUUCACCAGUGAUAUCGUCUUUGCCCUGAAAAUCAGAAAUUUUGAGUUAUGACGUGGCAAAAUUAGAUUAGCAGCGCCUAUGUAUUAAUUCGAGAGAGCGCAGAGAAAAAUAAGCAGCGCCCACUUUUUGCAUUGUACAAUGAAUAAGCAGCGCCUAAAUAAGCUCCGCCCACUUUUGAAAAAUAAGCAGCGCCUAUGUAUUAUUUUGAGAGAGUGCAGAGAAAAAAUAAGCAGCGCCUAAAUAGGCUCCGCCCACUUUUGAAAAAUAAGCAGCGCCUAAAUAGGCUCCGCCCACUUUUGAAAAAUAAGCAGCGCCUAUGUAUUAUUUUGAGAGAGCGCAGAGAAAAAUGAGCAGCGCCCACUUUUUCAUUUAAAAAGGUGCGUGAAUUAAUAAAAGCACAAAAUCGCCUGUCUCCUCAUUUUUAGAAUAAUUUAGUCUACAAAAAUGGGAUCAUGUUUAUUAUCAAAAUAAAAAAAUUUGGCAAAAAACGGAGCCCAGAAAUUCAAAUGACACUCUUCCCAAGUACGGUGUUUCUUUCAGUCGCUGCGAGACCCAUAUGUGCGUCUUUGACUUUAUUUCUCUGCCCAAUGGUGUGGUCUCGAAACGGUGUUAGUGACGCAGAGGAAUACCGUACUUGGGGAAAUUGGGAUUUGAAUUUCUGGUUUCUCUUUUUUUGCCAAAUUUUUUUACUUUGAUAAUAUCAUCAGAAGAAGAAAAAACUCAAGCAACAAUACAACAACUACAGUCUAGUCCAUCAUCAUCAAAAACUGAAGAAAUAAAUGGAGAAUAUAUUGGAGACCUAGGUUUGAAGUUUCCCAAUGAAGUGAAGCUAGAAAUCACCGAUAUAACAGUAUUUGUACAACGAAAUCUGAUCAAUUUUUUGUGUCACGUUAAAAUUUUUUUUUUCAUUUUUUUAUUUUUGUUUUGUUUUGUUUUUCAACGAGAUAAAAAUCUUGCCACGUCUCUUUUGUCAGAAAAUACGUGGCGGCCUUUUGCUUGUUUUUCUGGAUUUUGUCCAGUCAUUGAUCAUUUUUUGCGUCCGGAAAAUGGUGAGUGAGCAGAACAUCAAAAAUUGAAAAAAUGUUUUUGUUUUCAGAUUUUUCUUCUACAGUAAACCAUUACGCGCUGAUCGAAUGUUUCGCCUCAAUUGAAUCUACGGUAAAUAAUAAAUUCCUCUAGCCAGUUCUAAUUUUGAAUUUUUUAUAGCUGGCUUCAGAAAAAUUGGAGUCGGCCGAUUUACGACUAUUAUCAUCGAAAAACCGAUCGAAUGAUUUUGUGAAGCUGACGUUUCAAUAA